Prunus dulcis (almond) is the source of this 2784-nucleotide messenger RNA. RefSeq lists its product as uncharacterized. Gene Ontology annotation, cellular component: chloroplast. Lineage: Eukaryota; Viridiplantae; Streptophyta; Magnoliopsida; Rosales; Rosaceae. Bases 158 to 1279 code for a protein of 373 amino acids. The transcript has 2 exons. Gene Ontology annotation, biological process: regulation of DNA-templated transcription; chloroplast organization. The record is from RefSeq and is a predicted model, not a curated record. Gene Ontology annotation, molecular function: double-stranded DNA binding.
UAGUUUAACUGUUGUCGGGUCCAAAUAAGUUUCCCCUCUACCGAGAAAGGAAAAACCGAAAAGCCCAGCCAAAACCCUAGUUACCUAUUCGAUCCCAAUCUUUCCGGUCUGGCUACAACGGGAAAUUUGUGUCACAGUGUGAACAUCGGCUUCGAAAAUGGCUAACACUGUCCUCAGAAAUCUGUAUUCUUUAGUACAAAAAUGCCUUCUUGCAACAUUACCAACGCCUACAUCUGCAUUAUGUUCAUCUUUUACAGUUGAGUACCUGGUGAAGUCAUGCGGGCUUCCUUUAGAAUCUGCAAUCUCAACCUCCAAGAAGCUCCAGAUUGAUAAGAAGCAAACCCAUCGGAUAGAUUCUAUGCUCAAAUUCUUGAAAUCUAACGGAUUUGAUGAUGCCCAAAUCGCCAAAUUGAUCACCAAGCGCCCCACAAUCCUCCUUUACAAGGUACUCAACAAUCUGGAGCCCAAAUUCAACUUUCUCAUUGAAAAUGGCUUUGUGGGUCAGAAUCUGCCAGAGCUCGUUUUAUUGAAUCCAGUCAUUUUGACUCGGAGUUUGGAUUCUCACAUAAAACCAGCAGUUCAAUUUCUCAAGAAAUUGCUUUCAACCAAUGAUAUGUUGGCGGCGGCCAAGCGCGCUUCGUGGCUGUUAAACAUGGAUAGUGUGGGUACAAUUCAACCCAAUGUGGCCCUUUUGCAGAGUGAAGGUGUUCCCUUAGAUGUUAUAACAAAAAUGAUAUUGUUUCAGCCAAGGAUUGUAAUGCAAAAUGUUGACAGAAUGGCUUAUGCAGUUAGAACAAUAAAAGAUUUGGGCAUUGACCCGACUGGUGGGAUGUUUGUCCGGGCUGUUCGAGUUAUGAUCUCUAUGAAAGAGUCAACAUGGAAAAGGAAAAUUGAAUUUUUUAAGAGUUACGGGUGGUCUGAAGAUGUUGUUCUGUCAGUUUUUAAGCGCCAGCCAUUUUAUUUAGCUUGUUCGGAGGAGAAACUUGGGAGAGUCAUGGAUUUCUAUCUGAACACUGUGAAGUUGGAACCGGAGACUAUGAUUGCCAAUCCCAUGCUUCUUAUGCGUGGUUUUGAGAAAACAGUUCUACCAAGGUAUAAUGUUUUCAAGAUUUUGGUUUCUAAGGAGCUGAUUAAUAGGGACAACAAGAGGCUGUGUUGGUUGAUCACACAAAGUGAGAGGAGAUUUUUGGAUUAUUAUGUUCUUAAGUAUUUGAAUGAAGUCCCAGACCUACUGGAGAUAUACCAUAGUUCUAAGGAAGAGACGAUAGAGAUUCCUUAGUGCAAUACCAGUAAAUGAUGUUGCUGUUUGCUGUAAUGUUUUCAAAAUGAGGACAGCAGAAGAACAACUGCGCCUCAUUGAGAAAUGCUUGAGAUCCUUUGGUAAGAAGAUGGUGGGGGAUAUACUAUGGAUCACAUACGUUCAAAGGCUCCAGUGCUGGUAAAUUUUAAGAUAAGGGUCAUCUCUAAGAGGGGAUAUUUUUGUUGCCUGCACUAGUGAUCACAGCCGGGUAGGUCAUGGUUGUACAUUACCGAAUACAGGGGCAGUAUGUGCAUGUUUGAAUAUGGUGAAUAAUAUUUUAACAUCCCUUCUUAACGAUGUUUUCUUUAAGAAUGCCUCUUCUGUCGUCUUACCUAUAUUAAAUCAUCAGCCUUGCAUUAUCUCAUGAGGUUCUUAACUAACAUUAAAUGCAUACCCAAUCUGAAUUCAUUUAGCCAGGCUCUGCCGAAGUUAAAAUGCUUGGAUACAUUAUCAUUGUACUUGUACGUAUUGGUAUACAGGUCUAAUUCUACCAACAAACUAGGAUGCUUUUUGAGACUGAAGUUACUUUUCUUGCUUUUCCCUGUAUUAGUGUCCUUACUCUUAGAAUUAGAAGGCCCAUGGUUUUCGCAUAUGAUUUCACCAAUUGCUUUCAUUAUUCUGAAACUUGUAGAGGGAGUAGUCAUGGCCAAAAGUGAUGAUCGCUUAUUUUGGAAAAGAAAUUACAUGUCUCCUUCCAUAAAAAGAGUCAUUCCUCCAUACUAUGACAUAUGUGCACGAACUUUUCUUUGUACUUUUGAUGGAUUAUUUUUGUAAGUGUCAAACUGUGAUUUGCAGGUCAUAAGGAAUGGGUUGGUUGGAAAUUCUUUUAUGCAGCACAAGCUCCAGAAAAUCAAUUUUUUUUUUUCCUUUUCUUUUUUGUUGUUGUUGGAAGCUUCUGAAAAACCAAAUUUAUGCAGAUGUAAUGAAACUUUUGAUACAUUCUCAUUUUAUUAAUUGAUCUCAGUUCUCAGCUGUGUUUUUUCUUUUCUUCUUUGUUUCAUUUUGUUCCUUUGGUCUAAAGAUAUAGUGCGUCGAUUCUGAGCAAGAGAUUCGUUGAAUAGACUACUAUAUGCAUCUGGUAGUUACGCAAGCCUGUGUGGAUGAGAUUGUGAACUGAUCUCCAUCUCAUUCUUCUGACAAUAGAACAGGAAAAUAAGCCUCCAUGGCAGAACCUUAUUAUCAUAAACAAUAAUAAUUACAUUAGGGAAAUACUAGGGAGACUGUUUAUAGACCACCUUGUUAACCACCGAUCUAAUAGAGAGGGGCCUUUAUUAUAUUGGUGAACUCCUCCACCUCUAUUAGAGAGAGAUGGCUUAUAAGGUGGUCUAAUAAUGUGGUCUUCCUAGCAUGACUAGUACAUUAUCAUAAAACUACAUGUAGGUACAAAAUUUUAGGUAUAUGUCGUCUGGAAGAUACGGAAUGGCAUGAAUAAUAAGCUGGUGCAUGCUGAAAUCCCUGAUGAACCCCACGUGCCUUUCGAUCGU